AUGCCUACUUUGGCGGUUACCAACUUCAACAUCAUUGUCGGUGUGCUGGGAGGAUGGAUAUCGCUGUUUGGACUUGUGUCGUACCUCUGCAAGGAGAACUAUUACCUGUCUGAAGCUCUGAUUUCCCUCUUGGUAGGCGUAGCCUUCUCGCCCCCAGCCGCCAAUCUCAUCAGACCGCUGGAAUACGCCGGCACCGAGGAAAACGUCGAUAGCGUCACCCUCGCCUUCUCUCGCCUCGUCCUCGGCGUGCAGCUCGUCCUUGCCGGCGUGCAGCUGCCCAGCCGCUACCUCCGCACCCAGUGGAAGCCCAUGGCCCUCCUCGUCGGGCCCGUCAUGACCUGCAUGUGGCUCGCGACGAGCCUGCUUGUCUGGGCCUUGGUGCCGCACCUGCCGUUCCUGCACGCGCUCGCCGUCGGCGCCUGCGUUACGCCCACAGACCCUGUGUUGUCUAACGUUAUUGUCAAGGGGCGAUUUGCGGAUCACAACAUCCCCAAGGAGCUGCAAAACUUGAUCAUUGCUGAAAGCGGAGCAAAUGACGGGCUGGGAUAUCCAUUCUUGUUCUUCGCGCUGUAUCUGAUCAAGUACAUUGGCGACGGCGGCAAACAGCAGUCUGGAGGAGCUGGCCUCGCGAUGGGGCUGUGGUUCGGGGAGACGUGGGGGUACACCAUCAUUCUGAGCAUCAUUUACGGUGCCACUGUGGGUUGGUUGGCGAGAGUCUUGCUCAGGUGGGCAGAGAGUCACAAGUACGUCGACCGCGAGAGCUUCCUAGUGUUCGCGAUCUCGCUGGCGCUCUUCAUCGUGGGCACGUGUGGAAUGAUUGGUAGCGAUGAUGUGCUGGCAUGCUUCAUUGCCGGCAACGCCUUCACCUGGGACGAUUGGUUCCGUCUCGCCACCGUCGAUGAUUCACUGCAGCCUACCCUGGACAUGCUUCUGAAUGUCUCCGUCUUCUUGUGGUACGGGGCUGUCAUCCCGUGGAACUCGUUCCUUCACAACGAAGUUAUCCCGAUCUACCGGCUCAUCCCGCUGGGCAUCCUGGUACUGAUGCUCAGACGGCUUCCAUUCGUUUUUGCGAUCCACAAGAUCAUCCCGCAGAUCGAGGAGGUAAAGCAGGCCAUCUUUGUUGGCUUCUUUGGCCCCAUUGGAGUGUCUGCCGUGUUUUACCUUUAUGUUACCCUCGAGUUCUUGCACACCCUCAACGAGGGCGAAGAGCCCCGAUCUGACGUCAAGAACAUGGGUGAGGUUGUCCGAGUCGUCGUCUGGUUUCUGGCAGUCUGCAGUAUAGUGGUCCACGGGCUGAGCAUCCCGCUCGGCAAGCUCGGCUACUACGCGCCCCGGACGCUGUCCCGAGGUGUCUCAUUCAUGAGUAGUGACGGUGAUGAGCCGCGUUCGUUCCGCAUCCGCGGCAGAGCUGCAUUCCCGUUCAGCCGGUCCAGGUCCAUGGCAUCCAAUGGAGUCGCGGAUGCCGAGUCCGGCACCCCGUCCGAUGACGAGGGCGGCCGGACAGUCUACAGAAUUGGAGGUUCCAUCAUCCACGGAAGGAUGGCCGAUGGUCCUACUUCAGGCACGUCCACGCCGAAGCGUGCCGAUGAUCCGCCCCGUCCAGGUCCCGAGGCCGGAGAUGUCCGGACUGAGGGGGUGGCCGACCAGCCACCGCCACUUGAGCUUCCCAAUCGCACCAUCCGGUUCCCUGACGAGGCGCCUGCGUAA
This is a messenger RNA of Colletotrichum aenigma, 1707 nucleotides long. Its product is annotated as Na(+)/H(+) antiporter 2. Bases 1 to 1707 code for a protein of 568 amino acids. The record is from RefSeq and is a predicted model, not a curated record. The transcript is spliced from 3 exons. Gene Ontology annotation, molecular function: sodium:proton antiporter activity. Gene Ontology annotation, cellular component: plasma membrane. Gene Ontology annotation, biological process: proton export across plasma membrane; regulation of membrane potential; sodium ion export across plasma membrane. NCBI's taxonomy places the organism in Eukaryota, Fungi, Ascomycota, Sordariomycetes, Glomerellales, Glomerellaceae.